UGUGCAUGCAGCCUCAAAUCUAAGUCACUGCCUGUCAGGCUGCUCCGUUUAUGCGCUCUGCGACUCUCUUUUCCUCUCCUCUCUCCUCAGUGCUGUGCUGCACUGCAUUCCUCGUCUCUCCUCUGCCCACAUCUCCAUCUCUCCUCAUUCUCGUUCUCUUUUCCCUCUUCCUCUACCUGCAUCUCUCUCACCCUAUGCGCUCUUCUCCCUGUUGUGCAUUGCUGCGCUCUGCUCCGCUGUUUGGGAAAAUACUCUACCAUCUCAUUUUUUUCGCGCCAGAGCUGAGUGCACUUCAGCUACUGGUGGAAGAGGAAUUAGAUGCUCAUGGAGCUCCAGGUUUGACUUCCCUUGGAUUCCUUGGAUCUGUGUGAGCUGGAGAGGAGGAGAGGGCAGGAAGGGAAGGAGAAAGGGGGCAGAAAGCUGCUCAGGUGAGAGCUUCGUGUGCUUGUGGAAGUAAAGGCUUAAAGGUGGUGGUGCUGGUGACGUUGGUUGGGGUUAGUGGCUGAUGGUUGUCCGUCAAGGGUCAUGCCCUGGGACUUGCGUGCUUUUCGGCAGUUGGAGUUGGAGACCCUCUCCCAUUUUUGUCCCCCUUGUGGGGUAACAUUGAUCCUGGUGCCGGGAAAAACUGCCGGGCACCAGUGGCUGAACCGUGAAGAGUGGACACCAUGAACCAGCUGGAUGCACCGCGGCCACUGAACUGGACCAUCAGAAAACUGUGCCAUGCAGCCUUCCUACCAUCUGUACGCCUGCUAAAGGCACAGAAAUCGUGGAUAGAAAGAGCAUUCAGCAAGAGAGAAUGUGUUCAUAUCAUAGUGAGCGCCAAAGACCCCCAUAGGUGCUGUUGUGGUCGUCUAAUAGGUCAGCAUGUGGGCUUGCCACCGGGCAUCUCAUCUAGUCAGAAUGAUAAGGCAGAGCGUUUGGCCAAGAAUGACAGCCUGUCGGAGAAGUGGUCAAUCAGCAAACACACACAGCUCAGCCCCACUGAUGCCUUCGGCACCAUUGAGUUCCAGGGAGGAGGACACUCCAACAAAGCCAUGUACGUACGAGUGUCUUAUGACACCAAGCCUGACCUGCUGCUCCACCUGAUGACCAAGGAGUGGCAGCUGGAACUGCCCAAGCUGCUCAUCUCAGUCCACGGGGGCCUGCAGAACUUUGAAUUGCAGCCCAAACUCAAGCAGGUCUUUGGCAAAGGGCUCAUCAAGGCUGCCAUGACAACAGGGGCCUGGAUAUUCACUGGAGGAGUCAACACAGGUGUGAUUCGCCACGUGGGUGAUGCACUGAAAGACCACGCCUCCAAGUCAAGGGGAAAGAUAUGCACCAUUGGUAUUGCUCCAUGGGGCAUCGUAGAAAAUCAAGAGGACCUUGUUGGCAAAGAUGUGGUGCGUCCAUACCAGACCAUGUCCAACCCGAUGAGCAAGUUGACGGUUCUUAACAGUCUCCACUCCCACUUCAUCCUGGCGGACAACGGCACCACAGGAAAGUAUGGUGCUGAGGUCAAAUUGCGACGUCAGCUAGAGAAACAUAUCUCCCUGCAGAAGAUCAACACACGUAUCGGUCAGGGUGUGCCAGUGGUGGCACUGAUCGUAGAAGGGGGUCCUAAUGUGAUCUCUAUAGUGCUGGAGUACCUCAGGGACACUCCUCCAGUUCCUGUGGUGGUGUGCGACGGCAGCGGCAGAGCCUCUGACAUCUUGGCCUUCGGACAUAAAUACUCAGAGGAGGGAGGCAUAAUUAAUGAGUCUCUAAGAGACCAGUUGCUGGUGACCAUUCAGAAGACUUUCACCUACAGCCGCUCACAGGCUCAACAUCUGUUCAUCAUUCUCAUGGAGUGCAUGAAGAAGAAGGAACUGAUAACAGUUUUCCGGAUGGGAUCGGAGGGUCAUCAAGACAUUGACCUUGCCAUUCUCACUGCGUUACUCAAAGGUGCUAAUGCUUCAGCCCCAGAUCAGCUGAGUUUGGCUUUGGCGUGGAACAGAGUGGACAUCGCACGGAGUCAGAUCUUCAUCUACGGACAGCAGUGGCCUGUUGGUUCCCUGGAGCAGGCGAUGCUGGAUGCCUUAGUUCUGGACAGAGUUGACUUUGUCAAGCUACUGAUUGAAAAUGGAGUCAGCAUGCACCGUUUCCUCACUCUUUCCAGGCUGGAGGAGCUCUAUAACACGCGCCAUGGACCAUCAAACACGCUGUACCACCUCGUCAGAGAUGUCAAAAAGCAAGAGUAUCCAGGGUUCAGUUGGAUCUACUUCAAGGGAAACCUGCCCCCGGACUACCGGAUCAGCCUCAUUGACAUUGGACUGGUCAUUGAAUACCUCAUGGGCGGGGCAUAUCGGUGUAACUACACCAGGAAGAGGUUCCGAACUCUAUACCAUAACCUCUUCGGACCCAAGAGGCCCAAGGCUCUGAAACUGCUGGGGAUGGAGGAUGACAUGCCAAUCCGAAGAGGUCGUCAGAAGACGACACGUAAACGAGAGGAAGAGGUAGACAUCGAUUUGGACGACCCAGAAAUCAACCACUUCCCUUUCCCCUUCCACGAGCUGAUGGUGUGGGCUGUGCUCAUGAAACGUCAGAAGAUGGCGCUGUUCUUUUGGCAGCAUGGUGAAGAGGCCAUGGCCAAAGCCUUGGUGGCAUGUAAGCUUUGUAAGGCCAUGGCACACGAAGCAUCUGAGAACGACAUGGUGGAUGACAUUUCCCAGGAACUAAACCACAACUCUCGAGAGUUUGGCCAGCUGGCUGUGGAGCUCCUAGACCAGUCCUAUAAACAGGAUGAGCAGAUGGCCAUGAAGCUGCUGACAUACGAGCUGAAGAACUGGAGCAAUGCCACCUGCCUGCAGCUGGCUGUAGCAGCCAAACAUAGAGAUUUCAUCGCUCACACCUGCAGUCAGAUGCUGCUGACCGACAUGUGGAUGGGGCGCCUGCGCAUGCGCAAGAACUCAGGGCUGAAGGUAAUAUUAGGGCUGCUGCUCCCACCAUCGAUCCUGAGUCUGGAAUUCAAGAACAAGGACGAGAUGUCCUACAUGCCCCAGGAUCAGGAGGCCUACCUGCAGGAAAAGGAGGAGGAGGAGCCUGAAAAACCAGUGAAGGAGAAGGAGGAGGAAGACAUGGAGUUCACAGUAAGAUCUUACUGUGAGACGCAGUACAACUCCGUGGCAAUGCUGGGCAAAGUAACCACAGAGACAUCCAGAAAGAAGGAUGUUGAGGAGGUUCAGAACCGCCACCGCCUUAUCCCCAUGGGACGCAAGAUAUACGAGUUCUACAAUGCACCAAUUGUCAAGUUCUGGUUCCAUACGAUGGCAUAUGUGGGCUACCUGAUGCUGUUCAACUACAUUGUCCUGGUCAAGAUGGACUUGUGGCCUUCUCCUCAAGAGUGGAUUGUUAUCGCUUACAUCUUCACCAAUGGCAUAGAGAAGAUGAGAGAGAUCCUGAUGUCUGAGCCGGGAAAGUUGUUACAGAAGGUGAAGGUGUGGCUUCAGGAGUACUGGAACAUCACAGACCUCAUGGCCAUCCUCAUAUUCUCUGUCGGCAUGGUGCUGCGUCUCCAGGAGCCACCGCUCAUGAGUUAUGGACGGGUGAUUUACUGUGUCAACAUCAUCUAUUGGUACAUCCGGCUGCUCGACAUCUUCGGCGUCAACAAGUACCUGGGUCCCUAUGUGAUGAUGAUCGGCAAGAUGAUGAUCGACAUGAUGUAUUUUGUGAUCAUCAUGUUGGUGGUGCUAAUGAGUUUUGGGGUGGCACGUCAGGCCAUUCUCAACCCUAACGAAGACCCAUCCUGGAUGCUAGCCAGGAACAUCUUCUUCAUGCCUUACUGGAUGAUCUACGGAGAGGUGUUUGCCGACCAGAUUGACCAUAUGCAUAGUAGGAAGGUACAGCAAAGGCUGAAUGAAAAACUCUGGCUGGUCGAAAAUUACUUACGCACUCAUGGAACCUGGCGUAAUAAUGGUCCAUCCCACAUUGCCCAAUGCAGUCAAAAUCCCACCCCCUGUGGGCAGAACAUCACUACAGAGGACGGUGUGGUGGUGGCUCUGCCUCCGUGCAAGACGGGUGCCUGGAUUGUUCCAGCGAUCAUGGCCUGCUAUCUGCUGGUGGCCAACAUACUCCUGGUUAACCUGCUCAUUGCUGUGUUCAAUAAUACAUUCUUCGAGGUCAAGUCCAUCUCCAACCAGGUGUGGAAAUUUCAGCGCUACCAGCUCAUUAUGACCUUCCAUGAACGUCCGGUCCUUCCUCCACCUCUCAUCAUAUUCAGCCACAUAACUAUGGUCCUCAAGCACCUGUGUUGUCGAUGGCGCAAGCAUGAUGACGAUGAAAGGGACUAUGGACUGAAGCUUUUCAUCACAGAAGACGAACUGAAGAAAGUCCAUGAUUUUGAGGAGCAGUGUAUAGAGGAGUACUUCAGAGAGAAAGAUGACAGAUUCCACUCAUCCAAUGAUGAGAGAAUCAGAGUCACUUCUGAAAGGGUGGAGAAUAUGGCGAUGCGUUUAGAGGAAGUCAAUGAGAGGGAACACUUCAUGAAGGCAUCACUACAGACUGUUGAUAUUCGUCUGGCCCAAAUGGAAGAGCUAAUUGGACGAAUUACUGGAGCGCUGGAGCGCAUGACUGGUGUCGAGCGCGGGGAGGUCCAAAAAGCACGUUCUCGGACUUCGUCUGACUGCACAGACUCUGCAUACAUACUCCGCCAGGCUGAGUGCCCUGAAGCCGCAUACAUUCUCCGUCAAAGCAGCUUUAACAGCACAGAGGGGAACUGCUACCGCCUCCAGGAGGCUCUAGAGGGAACAGCUGAGGGUUCCAUGUCUCCUCCUUCGCCCACUGGCAUAGCAACACGGACCAGAAGUCAUUCAUUUUAUGUUGGAGCUGGUCGUGCUGCUGAACGGGGAAGUAGAGCUGAGCGAGCUGAAAGUUUCUUCAAAGACCGCUCCCUCAGUCUCCACAGAGCCAACAGCUCACAAUCUGUGUCCUCAGCUGCCGGCCCCAAGGAGUCUAAGCCCCUCCCACUGGCGACGUUAUCGGUCUCCCAGCAGCACCGUCCGUCAUCCUGCAUUGAUAUCUAUGUCUCAACGUCUGAAGAGGUGGGGCCUGCGGAGGUCUUUCUAGAUCCUCUCCGUAUGGUCCCACCUCUCCAGAGAGACUCCUCGCUGCAGUCAGAUAUAAUAGAGACGGUGCUGCCUGGAGGCCGGGAGUUCAGCAGUGCUGCCACCAGCGGUUUGGGCGACAGGCACUCGGAGGGCGGUGCAGGCAGCAGCGGAACUGCUGGAGCUAUGUUUGAUGAUAGUGCUGCAGCUGAUUUGUCAUUAUGCUCAGCACAUCUCUUACCAGACAGCACAUUACCUCCUUGGGAUAUGGAACCAUCCCCACCUCCCUCAGCAGGGCUGCUCGAACGUUCUAAGAGCAGCCGCUACCUCUCUACCGCAGGCACAGGAUUCCUGGAUGAGCCUCCUCUGGUCAAGUCACACAGCCUCAUGUUCACACCAAGAAGCUGUUAUGGUGGGAUUGGGGCCGGAGUCCAGGUAAAGGCCGCGGAGUACACCAGCAUCACUGACUGCAUCGAUACACGCUGCGUCUCAUCUCCAUACACCCCCGCAGAACGCUCGCAGUCACCUGGAGGUUCCACUUCAUUCCCCUUUGAUAAGCCGUCGGACGUUGGUUCCUCUCAUCCAGAGAGAGAGGCAGAGCUUAGUCACACAGAGUCUGAUCCUGAGGACCCUGAUGACCUGGUUCCACCCCCUGAUACCCCUCGGCUAGGGGUCCUAGGUGGCCCCAGUGGGGCCCCUCUCUGCUCCCCCUUCUCCAAGCUGGAGCGAGCAAACAGCUGCUCGUCAGACGACUCCCAUCCUUCGCUCACGCUGGCUCCUCCGCACCGGAAGAGCCUGUCGGUGAGUGAGAGGAUGGAGAGAGGACCGGGUCUGGGGGCAGACAGGGGGCCUGGGCCUGGGGGGCGGGGUCUGGCAGGAACCAGAAACCCCUUCCUCAGGAGCAAGUCUGGAGCAAGACCUGACACAGCCAAAACUGACAGCCUCUCAAUGAGGAAGCUGGCAGCUCCGUCGGCUUUCCGCAGCUUCGAUAGACAAAACUACACGUGACAAGGAUGUGUAAGUGCACUUGCACACUGUUAGGACCAGAGAGGAGUAUUGUGAGGGCCGAGGGCUAAAGUGAUAGCAGGGUGAAGUUGCCCUUAGAUGCUAAUCUGGACGAGAUCUAAGGUUGUUUUUUUCCCCCGCAUUAUAUCUCAGAUUAGAAAAAUGUAUUCAUAGUCAGUAUUGAAGGGCAGCUUUACUCUGAAUCAUGAAUCUGCAGAGAAGGAUUGGAGAUAUAGGGGUCCUACUGUACACCAGUCAAAACAAAGAGCUAUGAAUCUAGACUAGUUUUUACCUCUUGUAGCUAAGUAACUCUCAGUUUGGUGUUAUGGCAAUGGAAGGUGUAUUCGUACUGUAUGUCUUCCACCCACCACCUUUACUUCAAGUAGACAUCUUUCACUGUGUUACAUCACAUAUCAGUCACACUAGUCACACACAAAGUAUACUGUUACUCCUAGCAGCUUUAUAUGGUAGACACUGUCAAGUCUGAGAGGCCAAGGGAGAGGAGAAAGAAAGAAAUGACACCCACCUCUUUUGCCAACAUAGAGUCAUUACUACUGCAAAACCUUACCUUCAAAUACAUUUUCCCUGCUUCAUAUAAUCCUAACUCGCAUAAACUCAACCCAGAAAGACACUAACAUUUCUGGCCACUUUGUGAAGAGAUCAGAAGUCUUUGGACUUCACUGCACUUCAAAUUACCUCUAAGUACUCAAUCUUUCACAUAAUAAAUAAAUAUUUCAUUUUUGAAGGAUACAGUUCUUUCUCUUCUGUUUGUAUAUUGUAGCAUCAGAGAGGAAACGGCUAAAGCACUCAUCUUUGCCAGAAACAAAGCAGCAUUUGAACACACUGCAGUCAAAAAGUCGGCAUGCCACCAUGUAUCUCCUGCGGCCGUGCUUGAGGCACUGUCCUGAGGCAUCAUGUAAGGGCGUGAAAGAGAAAGGCGCUCCGCGUAUGGUGACAUCCUCAUGUUUAUCCGCGCACACACUUGGUCAGUGAAAUCCUACAUAUCACUUGGAGAGAUACCUUAGUUUAUACCUGACUCCAGAGAGCUUUUACAAGUGCAAUUGCAAUAGAUGGGGACAAGGGGGCGUUAUGAGCCUGUGUGGGAAGCAACGCUUGCUGGGCAAACCUGAUGUGAACCUUAGUUGCCCGCACCUGACACCAAAAAUCUUUUCACUCCAAGAAUCGUAGCUCUCUUGUAGCCCAGCCCUCUUCCUUCAGGUUUCGGCAGUGGCAUUAUUUUUGAAAUGGUUUUUACAUCCGCCUGCACCUAACAGAUCCGUCCUUCAUCUAUCCAAUAACUGUCAUCCAUUUGUUUUUCUCCUUUCAUUCUUUUUUUUAAUUGAAUUCAAAGCAGGUCACUGCAAAAAGAGGCUUAUUUUAAAAAACACACAAAAAAGCAGUUGCCUAAUACUAAAACAAAUGUUGAAAUAAGCAUACAGAUCAUAUUGAAGGACCUUGAAUUUAUUUCUGAUUGAUUUAUAUUUGGAAAAGCUUUGGAAUGAGUUGCCAAGUAUACACAUUCUAGCUGAGAUUUAUUAAGAAAGGCAUGCAUUUUAAAGCGGCAUGAAGGAGGAAACAUAGGGUCAUUAAUAUUAAAAGAUGAAAGCCAGAUCAGUGUUUUUAAAAAAGUUCUCAUUUUUUUUAUUGUAAAGAAAGAAGUCUGAAAAAGAAGAUGUCUUUUUCCGAUAGCUUUGUAAAGACAAAAUAGCUUCAAUCAAUAGAAUUCUUACUGAUUUUUAAUGUUUGUUUUUAUAUUUUCUCACUCUUAUGAUUCAGUUUUAAUCAUGUUGCUCUUCUUUUGAGAUUGAUUCUAUUUAUUGACAUUUUCUUGCUCCUUAUUGAUAAUUGCAGUAAAUGCCUGUUUGAAUUACAAAAAUCAAUAUUUAUAUCUUCUCAGUGAUAUUUUUGUCGAGUAUUUUCUAAUUAAGCUUUUCAAUUUAAUAAAAGAUGACCAUCUACAUGCACUAAAUGACGAUGUAUUAUAUUAUUUAUUAAAUAUAUAGACUUGUCUGAUAUAAUGUACAUUUCGAUCAUAUUUAAAGUAUUUAAAGUAGUUUUUAUUGUAUGUUUUAUCAACCAGCUUAUGAGAAUUUUCUAAUGUUGACAAGGCAAUACAUAGUUGCCAGUAUACCAAACUUAGGGUGCCUUUUGGGCAUGGAUGGAGUAUGUGGGGACUGAAGUGAUUCAUAAAUCUGUGAAUUUCCUCUUUUCAUCUUUGUCUUCUGUUGUGAAGAGGCCAAAAAAUCAGUGGUUAUGUUCUCACAGACAUUUGUUGUUCUCUUUGGACACAUCUGAUGUACAGAGUGGGGGAAUUGUUGUUAUCUGUAAACUGUAUCAUUGCUUGUAUGGGUAUUUAUUUGAAUUUCUUCACCAGAACACAUAAAAGAUCUCACUGACAACAAUAGCUUUGGAGGACAAAAAAACAAACAAACCUGCGCACGAAAACGAGGGUGAGGAUGUGAUAUAAACAGUAGGUGUCAUUGCAGUAACUGGUCUUUCUUGCUCGAAUUGGAUUAAAUCAUGUGGUACUACCCAAAUCUAAUGAUCCAGGACUGUUAAAAGCCCCCAGGUGAUGUCUCUUAAUUUGCGAGCUACAAAAGACAUUAAACAACUGUGGUCCUGGGCAAAGCGCCACACCACGUGACCAGUUACUUUUCUAGGUAGAAUCUGGAGAUUGUCCCUUUAACUUUGUAAUCACAACAGAAGUUGCAGUUAACCCCAAUUGUGUGCAGUGGCUGGAUGGCAAACCUAAAAGAUGAGAGUUUUAAUUUCCUCAACACAUAUGUAAGUCAUAGCAUAGUUUAAAGAUGAAGGUCAGUGCUCAGGGACAACAUUACCCCAGUGAUGCAAGAUGGAAAGUUAAUCGUUGAAAGAAAGAAAGAAAGAGUCCAGUAUAAUCACUGUGCUUAAUGAGUCUAACCCAGAAUCUUUUUGAUCAUAGAAAAACUAUAUAUUUUUGUGUUUAGGUGUUCAGAAAUGGCAAUACAAUGCAUGAAUGUCUUCAUACCUGAUCAACUUGUUCUACCACAAAAGUUGAAAACACCAACAGUACAAACAAAAGUGAGGAAUGUCUUUGCAGUCAUGCUUAGUUGACUCUUGCAUUUUGAACCAAACCAAACUCUGUCUAACCAAAUGGAAACACGCUGAGUCACAGCUGUUGCAGACGGGAUUAACUAGGCAGAGGUCACCUCAGUCGUUGCAGGGCCAGUCAGAAAACAAAAUGACCGCGUUGGAAUGAAAGUUUAUGCCCUGCUAUUUAACCUUACAUUCUCUUUUAUUCUUUUCAAAGUUCCUUAUCCUCAUAUACGAGAGAGCAUACAAGUCCGAAGCAUGUAGAAACUUGUUAAGGUUUGUACAUGAUUGUGUUUGCGAUAUGCUGACGAGACUGUUGUGGAAGGUACUGACAGGAGGCAUGCGUGUGUGCGUAUGUUUGUACGUGCGUUUAAUUAAACUGCGUGUGAAUCGGAAGUGUAGAUGACACUAAUAACUGGGAGGCAUGCCAACACAACACAACCCAACAGAAUCUUAAUGUACAGUAUUUUUUAAAUAUUUUACUACACUGUCUCUUAAAGUUUUGGGGAAUCAUGAGCAUAUGUGAUAAUAAUAAUCAACAGAUUUGCUUCCCUCCUAUGAAACCUGUGACUCGUAAGCUUUAGAGUAUCACGCACAUGUUUUUUCUGCAAUAACUUCUGAUGUUGUUCGACUAAAAGGGACUUAUCCCUCUACUGGUCACACUUUAUUUAAUGUCCUUUAAAUGCAUGCAGUUCUUCCACUCAGAGUGUACAGAGAUGAUGUGUAAUGAUGACUGAGAGAAAGAUAGAGAGAGAUUAUAAUAUGAAAUUAAAGUAGUGAGUAUUUGGAUGCAAAUACAAAUCUGUAUUCUUCAAUGUGAAUAGGAUCAUGUCUGGCAUGCAUUGUUAAAUAAACAAUUAAAUAGA
Messenger RNA from Maylandia zebra (zebra mbuna), 10000 nucleotides. Lineage: Eukaryota; Metazoa; Chordata; Actinopteri; Cichliformes; Cichlidae. The record is from RefSeq and is a predicted model, not a curated record.